AUGGAAAAAUCGGCAUCGAUUUUCGAAAAAGAUUUAAAUCUGAAGGCAACUGAGCUGAGGUUAGGAUUGCCUGGAAGAGAAGAUGAUGAAGCUGAGCAGCAACCUUUUUCUUAUCUAAAGAACAUUAACAAGAGGCCUUCAUCACAAAUGGAUCAUAGUACAAGAAAAGAAGAUCAUGGGAAGAAGAAAGAAUUUGUUGCCCCACCUCCAAAGGCACAAAUGGUUGGCUGGCCACCAGUUAGAUCUUACAGGAAAAAUGUGAUGAAAAAAACCGAACCCGGAACCGAUGGGUCGGGUAUGUUUGUGAAGGUGAGCAUGGAUGGAGCUCCAUAUCUAAGAAAGAUUGAUCUCAAAUUCUACAAAAACUACUCUGAUCUUCUCAAGGCCUUAGAGAGCAUGUUCAACUGUGCCAUAGGGGUGUACUCAGAGAGAGAAGGGUACAAUGGAUCUGAAUUUGUACCAACUUAUGAAGACAAAGAUGGAGAUUGGAUGCUAGUUGGAGAUGUCCCAUGGGAUAUGUUCAUUAGUUCUUGCAAGAAGCUGAGGAUUAUGAAAGGCUCUGAAGCUAAAGGAUUAGGUUGCCUUUAG
Messenger RNA from Striga hermonthica, 588 nucleotides. The record is from the annotation of a GenBank genome assembly. NCBI's taxonomy places the organism in Eukaryota, Viridiplantae, Streptophyta, Magnoliopsida, Lamiales, Orobanchaceae.